AGUCGCUUAUGAACGUCACGAGACGCGGGGUGAUGACGUAGUCCCCGAGCGUCUACAUCCAAGAUGGCUGCCGUCAGGAAGGAGAGACGUCGCUAAGGGGUUUGCCUGAGGCGAGGGGUUGAUGUUGACCUGAAGAAAAAUCUUCUGAGGAUUGCAACAUUCCAGAAGCCCUUUGGGGAAGAUUAAGGCUACUUCAAUAAAUGAAGGAGAACAAAGAAAAUUCAAGCCCUUCAGUCGCAUCAGCAAACCUGGACCACACAAAACCAUGUUGGUACUGGGAUAAGAAGGACUUGGCACAUACACCCUCACAACUUGAAGGACUUGAUCCAGCCACUGAGGCCCGGUACCGCCGAGAGGGGGCUCGCUUCAUCUUUGAUGUGGGCACACGUUUGGGGUUACACUAUGACACUCUGGCAACUGGAAUCAUUUAUUUUCAUCGAUUCUAUAUGUUUCAUUCCUUCAAGCAGUUCCCAAGAUACGUGACAGGAGCUUGUUGUCUCUUUCUGGCUGGGAAAGUAGAGGAAACGCCAAAAAAAUGUAAAGAUAUCAUCAAAACAGCUCGUAGUUUGUUAAAUGAUGUCCAGUUCGGCCAAUUUGGAGAUGACCCAAAGGAAGAAGUCAUGGUGCUAGAGAGGAUCUUACUGCAGACCAUAAAGUUUGAUUUACAAGUAGAGCAUCCGUACCAGUUCCUGCUCAAAUAUGCGAAGCAGCUCAAAGGUGAUAAAAACAAAAUUCAGAAAUUGGUUCAAAUGGCAUGGACAUUUGUAAAUGACAGUCUCUGCACCACCCUGUCGCUUCAGUGGGAGCCAGAAAUCAUAGCUGUCGCAGUAAUGUAUCUCGCGGGACGAUUGUGCAAAUUUGAAAUACAAGAGUGGACCUCCAAACCCAUGUACAGAAGGUGGUGGGAACAGUUUGUUCAAGAUGUCCCUGUUGACGUUCUGGAAGACAUCUGCCACCAAAUCCUGGAUCUUUACUCACAAGGGAAACAACAGAUGCCUCAUCACACCCCUCAUCAGCUGCAGCAGCCCCCAUCUCUUCAGCCUACACCACAAGUGCCACAGGUGCCACAGUCACAACCAUCUCAAAGCUCAGAAGCGGCCCAGGCUCAGCAGAAGGACUCACAGCAGUCAGCACAGCAGCAGCAGCAGCAGCAGCAGCAACAGGCACAGCAGCCCAAGAAACCGUCUCCUCAGCCCAGUCCUCCCCGACAGGCCAAGCGUGCUGUGGUGGUUUCUCCCAAGGAAGAGAACAAAGCCGCAGAUCCACCACCACCACCUAAAAUUCCCAAACUUGAGGCUACUCACCCACCAUUGCCUCCAUCACACCCACCUCCAGACCGGAAGCCUCCCCUUGCACCUGCCUUAGGUGAGGCUGAAGCAACUGGUCCUGUGGAAGCAAGCGACCUCCCCAAAGUACAGAUUCCUCCUCCAGCCCACCCAGCCCCUGUUCACCAGCCUCCACCAUUGCCACAUCGGCCUCCACCCCCACCCCCCUCAAGCUACAUGACUGGGAUGUCCACCACCAGCUCCUACAUGUCAGGAGAGGGCUACCAGAGCCUCCAGUCCAUGAUGAAGACCGAGGGUCCCUCCUAUGGUGCCCUGCCUCCAGCCUAUGGCCCACCUACUCACCUUCCCUACCACCCCCAUGUUUACCCUCCCAACCCACCUCCACCUCCUGUUCCUCCACCUCCAGCUUCCUUCCCCCCACCCGCUAUUCCCCCUCCUACCCCAGGCUACCCUCCACCUCCCCCUACCUACAACCCCAAUUUCCCACCUCCACCCCCACGCCUGCCCCCAGCUCAUGCAGUUCCUCCUCACCCUCCUCCAGGCUUGGGUUUGCCACCAGCCAGCUACCCACCUCCAGCUGUUCCCCCUGGAGGGCAGCCGCCUGUCCCCCCACCCAUCCCUCCACCUGGCAUGCCGCCUGUCGGGGGACUAGGGCGGGCAGCCUGGAUGAGAUAACAUGACGCUUUCUUUCUUCCUCCCUCCCUCUCCCCCCUCUCUCUCUUUCUUUUUAAAGUCUCUUUCUUUUUAAACAAGAGUUUUCCAACCAACUUGAAGAGCAGAUUGAGUGGAUGGCAGCACGGUAUCUUGUAUACGCUAGACAGUUAUAGUAUGGGAGGGCUGGGCCCUGGGAUGAGAACAGUGUGCGCUGGCCAGUGCCUGUGGAGUGACCACAUCCAGUCUCAGCUACUGCCUGUGUCCUGGCUGGCUUACGUUAUACUAGUGAAGAUGUUAAGUAGCCACAUUGGCUCAGUAAAUAGCUUGAGUAAGGAGUGACUAACCCUCUAGAAAUCAGUGCCUAUUUCCCCUGGGAACUCAACUUUCGGUAGCUGUGUCCUCCUGUCUGCAGUUGAGCUGUUGUCCUUCCAUUCAGUGGCUUCUCUCUGUGGCCCCUAGUAGGUGAGGUGAGCCCCCACUUGUAACUCUGUGUCUGCUGUCACCACCUGGAGGAGGCUGUCUCCUUCCCUCCAGGGGGAAAGGAGGUGUGUACUUGGAAAAUAAUGUAUGUUUACAUCUCUUUGCAAAGUCUUGUACAUAGAGAUAUAUUUUUUAAGCGUGAAUGUAACAACAUACUGUGAAUUCCAUCUUGGUUACAAAUGAGAAUCAGUCAGUUACCCAAAUAAAACCAAUUCUGAAA
This is a messenger RNA of Psammomys obesus (fat sand rat), 2640 nucleotides long. RefSeq names its product cyclin K (gene Ccnk). Gene Ontology annotation, molecular function: cyclin-dependent protein serine/threonine kinase activator activity. Bases 201 to 1961 code for a protein of 586 amino acids. Lineage: Eukaryota; Metazoa; Chordata; Mammalia; Rodentia; Muridae. The transcript is spliced from 12 exons. Gene Ontology annotation, biological process: regulation of transcription by RNA polymerase II; positive regulation of DNA-templated transcription, elongation. Gene Ontology annotation, cellular component: nucleus; cyclin/CDK positive transcription elongation factor complex. The record is from RefSeq and is a predicted model, not a curated record.